Chelonus insularis is the source of this 686-nucleotide messenger RNA. RefSeq names its product guided entry of tail-anchored proteins factor 1-like. The transcript has 5 exons. Lineage: Eukaryota; Metazoa; Arthropoda; Insecta; Hymenoptera; Braconidae. The record is from RefSeq and is a predicted model, not a curated record. Gene Ontology annotation, cellular component: GET complex. Gene Ontology annotation, molecular function: protein-membrane adaptor activity. The coding region runs from base 122 to 565 and encodes 147 amino acids. Gene Ontology annotation, biological process: tail-anchored membrane protein insertion into ER membrane.
UUUUGGUGCAUGCGCACAAAUUAUUUCUGAGCUUGUUCACAACUUACUGCGUUUGGGUGUACUUCAUUUCUAACCUUUAUGGUUAGAAUUAUUUUCAAGUCGUUUAAAGCAAUGCAAAAAGAUGACUGUAUUAUUUUUAAUUACUACUAGUGCGUACUGUUUUUUGAACUUUGUUCCAAUUAUUAUCAAGCAUUUCAUAAGCUGGAUUUUUGCAGAAAAUAAAGCUGAAUAUAAAUUAAAAAAUGAAAUUCUUGUAUUAAAAAAUGAAAUGAGCAAAAUAUCUCAUGUUGAUGAAUUUUCUAAGUAUUCAAAAUUACAAAGAAAACACACGACGUUAAUUGAAAUUUACCGAAAAGAAGUUUCAGCAAGACUAUCUUAUAGAAUGAAAGUGCAACUUGUCUUCACUUACCUUAUUAAAAUUCUAAACUGGGUCAUAUUGAUAAUGCUAAUGAAGAUUUAUCAAAAAGAGCCGAUUGUUAUUUUACCGAAAGGAUCACUACAUCCAUUUGAAAAUUUUUUGAGCUGGCCAAGAAUGGACAAUACUUCGAUAUCUUUAACAAUGUGAUAUUAAAUACUAAUUUUUAAUAUGAAUCUAGCUCGUUUUUUUAAUGAAGAUUUAUUAUCAAGUUUGUUAAUAAAACUUUUAGUAAAUUACCAAAUCCAUGCAUGUUUGUAAAAAUAAGAAA